Messenger RNA from Colletotrichum lupini, 1083 nucleotides. RefSeq lists its product as uncharacterized. The coding region runs from base 1 to 1083 and encodes 360 amino acids. The transcript has 7 exons. The record is from RefSeq and is a predicted model, not a curated record. Lineage: Eukaryota; Fungi; Ascomycota; Sordariomycetes; Glomerellales; Glomerellaceae.
AUGCCUCUAGACGCGACCGGGACGCGCUUCGCUGGUGAAGAACUACACACCACAAAGUGGCUGGAAGAAGGCUGCGGUACUUCGCCGGAGAAUUUCCAUCUUCUUGGAAUGAGAUCUUCCUUUCCCAAAUUGCACUGCGCAUCGGCCAGCGGGCAGGGCCUCUCCGUGGCUCUGGGUCCAUUCUGGACGGGAUCCUCGCUCCGAGUGGAGUUCCAGAUCCUCCAACCCCUGAACACCAACCUUCUUGCUGGGCAGCAGGUUGGAGAGUGCAUGCUUACAGGACGAAGACGCCACAUGCCGACGACACGGCACUUUGCUGUGACUGCCGAUCAUACUCACACCCGCCGGGCUCCCUCCAAGUGGUCCGACCGUUACGCAGACUCAAUAUGCCUUAGAUCCAAGAUUGUGUCGCGGCAGACGUUCAGCAACCUUCCUUCUAGCAGGAAUGGCAGGACUGACACCACACGCCGUCGGCCUUUCAUCUCAACAAUCUGCGCCUCCGCGACUAAACCUGCUUUUUGGUUUAGCACUAGGAUUUCGCUGCUUGCCUUCUUGGGUCCAACACCCGAAGCCACCCCCAAUCACCUUCAUGGAUUCACCCUGUCCCUCUAUGAGCCCAAGCACCGAGCACUCGCAUCGUAUCGAACUGGUCGAAACUCUGACAUGUUCGGACCUUCCUUUAAGGGGAGAUUGUCUUCCAGAAGAUGGAAACUGUGUUUUCAGCCACCGACUGACUCGAAUUCGCUGUCGACAACAGUGCAGCCUCCAAUCAAUUCCAAUGGCAUCGCAUUGUUGGAGGUUGCCAUACGCGGUAUGUUGCCUCCCAUCGGCCCGGUCGCCUCUGCCGGGUUGAGGCUGGUCCGGGAGACCCCAUCCGCAACGUCCGUCAGUCCACACACCCUCAGUCGGCAACGAAUCUUGCCUCGAGAACGCGCCUCCACUUACCAGACAUGUUUCGAGCCAUCGUUGCCUCCAACCCCAGCGACAAUUGUGGUUGGUCUCAAUAUGGGAGGCGGAGAGUUCGGUCGAACUCUUGCGACGACGCUUGCGCACUGCUGCUUCGGCCUAACCCACGCAAACUAG